This is a messenger RNA of Candidula unifasciata, 933 nucleotides long. The record is from the annotation of a GenBank genome assembly. NCBI's taxonomy places the organism in Eukaryota, Metazoa, Mollusca, Gastropoda, Stylommatophora, Geomitridae.
AUGAUGCAGCAGAAAGCAGAGAUUUGCCCUUUGUUACUUAAGGUAAUUCAUAAUGUGCUGGACAGAUGCAGGCAUGGAGGUCAUAAACGACUCCGCAGUGAACAGCAUAAACUCACAAAAGCUGAUCUGCAACCAAUAGUGCUGGAGCAAUCCGAGAGAAUCUAUUGUACUUGUGGAACAUCUCCAGCAGGAAAUAGUCAGGGUGGUCUUCAGCGUCUCAGUCAAACACGUUUAACUCGGACUGAGGAUUUAUCUCAGAGAAUCCACAGUCUGCAGCAUUCUGUGGAAAACAUACUAGCUUCUGAUCGUGAGUAUAUAGAAAGCACAAUUUCUAUGUAUGACAAAAUAGAAAGUCACAUUACAAAAUUAUUUCCUUCUGCUUUGCUUGCCAUGGAGGAAACCACAAAAGAGAAUGAGGAUGCAAACAGCCAGGUCUUCAACAGUACAGAGGGCGGCAUCCGCAAUUAUGAUUUACCUCGAAGAAUCGACAGACUGGAACAUUCUAUUGAAAGCCUACUCGCUUCUAAACGUGAUUUGGUACAAAGAAUAGGUUCUAGAUUUGACAGAUUAGAAAAUUUGCAUAAAAGAGUACUUCCUGAUGCUUUUGUUACCAUAGAGAAAAACACAAAAGAUCAUGAGGAUGCAGACCGGAGGAUCUUCGACUAUACUAUGGAGUAUUCCCUACCAAAUGAUGAUUUAUUUCAGAGAUUCUGCAGACUAAAACGUUCUGCUGACAGGCUAGUAACUUAUGGUGAUGAUUUUGUUCUAAGCAUAGCUUCUAGGACAAGAAGUCUGCGUAAAAGAAUAUAUCCUUAUGCUGUUCGUGCUGUGGACCAAAUAAGGAAAAAACAAAAAGAGCGCGAGGAUGCAAGCAGCAAGAUCCUCAAUAAGACUACAAAGGCUCAAAACAGUUCUGCCGCUUUUAGUGUGUAG